Molecule: messenger RNA, 2374 nt
Organism: Pistacia vera
Lineage: Eukaryota; Viridiplantae; Streptophyta; Magnoliopsida; Sapindales; Anacardiaceae
Product: subtilisin-like protease SBT1.9
Exons: 1
Coding region: 51-2342 (763 amino acids)
Biological process (GO): proteolysis
Molecular function (GO): serine-type endopeptidase activity
Source: RefSeq, a predicted model, not a curated record
UUGUUAUAUGUAGCUGAUUAAGAGUCUAAAGGGCUUUGUUUUUGGUUACCAUGGCAAUUCUGAUGCUCAAAGUUUUACCAGUAGUUCUGUUUCUAAUAUUCUAUGUUAGCUCCUCUGCGGCACGAUCUGAUACUUACAUCAUUCACAUGGACAUAUCAGCUAUGCCUAAAGCUUACUCUGACCACCAUAGCUGGUAUUUGUCCAUGCUUUCUUCAAUAUCAGACACUUCUAAUGCAGCUGCAACUGCAACCACCACCACUAUCCUUUAUUCUAAAUUUAUCUAUGCUUAUACCAAUUCUAUCCAUGGAUUUAGCGCAGUUCUUACUGCUUCUGAGCUUGAAGCUCUUAAAAAGUUUCCAGGCUACAUUUCUUCCACUAGGGACCAUCCUCUUACAGUUCACACAACGCACACUUCUCAAUUUCUUGGCUUGAGUUCAUUCUCUGGUGCCUGGUCGGGCUCAAAUUAUGGUGAAGAUGUCAUAAUUGGUUUAGUUGAUACUGGAAUUUGGCCAGAGAGUCAGAGUUUUAAUGAUCAAGGAAUGACAAAAGUUCCAUCCAGAUGGAAAGGAAAAUGCAUGGCUGGUACCCAGUUCAACUCUUCCUUGUGUAACAAGAAACUCAUUGGGGCUCGGUUUUACAACAAGGGUCUGAUUGCUAACAAUCCGAAGUUGAAAAUUCCAAUGAACUCUCCCCGGGAUGUCAGUGGACAUGGUACACAUACUUCAUCCAUAGCUGCUGGUAGCUAUGUAAAAGGUGCAUCUUAUUUUGGUUAUGCCACUGGCACCGCUAGAGGCAUGGCUCCUCGAGCUCGUUUGGCUAUGUACAAAGUUGUUUGGAGAUAUGGGGUCUAUUCAUCUGAUGUUGUAGCAGCAAUAGACCAAGCAUUGCAAGAUGGGGUUAAUGUUUUGUCUCUGUCUUUGGGCAUAGGCUUAGAUGAUACACUUUUGGAAAAUGAUCCAAUUGCGGUAGCUACUUUUGCUGCCAUGGAGAAAGGUAUAUUUGUGGUAGCAUCUGCUGGAAAUGAUGGUCCUUUGUACUGGAGUUUAAUCAACGGGGCACCAUGGCUAGUGACCGUUGGUGCAGGUACUUUAGAUCGUGAAUUUGAAGGAAUUUUAACUCUGGGGAGUGGUGUUAAAAUUAACUUCAAUUCCUUGUAUCCUGGGAAUUAUUCUUCAAGUAGAAUGCCCCUUAUUUACAUGGACGAAUGUGAUAGUGUGACAGAAUUGAAGAAAGUAAAAAACGCCAUUAUUGUGUGCAAGGAUAAUUUGAGUAUAAGCGGUCAAGUUGUAAAUGCAAUCUCUGCAGGAGUUUCCGGAGCUGUUUUCAUCUCCAACUCUUCUUAUUCAGAGCUCUACACCCGAAGUUCAUUUCCAGCAGCAUUUGUUGGUCUACAUGAUGGCCAAUCAAUUAUAGACUACAUAAAUAAGAACAUUAACCCAACAGGAAGCUUUCAAUUUCAGAACACGGUUAUUGGUACAAAGCCAGCACCAAGGGUAGAUAGCUAUAGCUCCAGAGGUCCAUUUCUGAGCUGCCCAAGUAUCCUAAAGCCAGACCUUUUGGCCCCUGGCUCAUUAAUCUUAGGAUCAUGGUCUCCAAUCAGUUCAGUUGCUAAGGUUGGAUCACAUCUCUUGUUUAGCAAUUUCAAUCUCUUAUCAGGCACCUCCAUGGCGACGCCACACGUGGCAGGCGUAGCUGCGCUUAUAAAGGCAGCGCACCCUGAUUGGAGUCCUGCAGCCAUUCGGUCAGCCCUUGUGACCACAGCCAAUUCAUUAGACAACACUUUAUGUCCUAUUGAAGAUGUUGCAAAUGAUAAUUUGCCAGCAAGUCCACUGGACAUAGGAGCUGGUCAUAUUUCUCCCAACAAGGCUCUUAAUCCUGGCCUUGUCUACGAUGCAACGGCAGAGGAUUACAUAAAGCUUCUUUGUGCCAUGAACUACACAACAACACAAAUUCAAAUCAUCACAAAGUCCUCUCACAAUUGCAUUAACCGGUCUUUGGAUCUGAACUACCCGUCUUUUAUUGCUUUCUUUAACAAUUAUGAUUCAAAUCCAGAAGAUAAAAUUGUACAAGAAUUUUGGAGGACAGUAACUAAUGUUGAAGAGGUAGGAGCAAGUUACACUGCAAAUCUGACAGGAUUGGAUGACUUAAAGGUCUUUGUGGAGCCUCAGAGAUUGGUAUUCAAGCAAAAGUUUGAGAAGAAAAAAUAUAAGCUUAGUUUGGAGGGUCCAAAAUUGUUGAAAAAAGUCGUGGUUUAUGGUUCUUUAAAUUGGGUAGAUGACAAUGGUAAGUAUGUGGUAAGAAGCCCAAUUGUGGCCACAAGCCUUGUCCCAGAAUCGCCUUGAAUGUAUUAUUUGGGCUGUCAUGAUUGUAUUAU